Molecule: messenger RNA, 1308 nt
Organism: Pisolithus orientalis
Lineage: Eukaryota; Fungi; Basidiomycota; Agaricomycetes; Boletales; Pisolithaceae
Exons: 2
Coding region: 1-1308 (435 amino acids)
Biological process (GO): maturation of LSU-rRNA from tricistronic rRNA transcript (SSU-rRNA, 5.8S rRNA, LSU-rRNA); snoRNA localization; box C/D snoRNP assembly
Cellular component (GO): pre-snoRNP complex; nucleus
Source: RefSeq, a predicted model, not a curated record
AUGGUCGACACCGAUCCCCAAACUGCGUCUGUGUCUGCGCCUCGCACAUGUACCUUGUGCAGCUCGCAGGCAAAGUACACAUGCCCCAGAUGUCGCACCCCGACCUGCUCUCUACCCUGUUCGCGAAAGCACAAACAACGCACAGGCUGCUCUGGGGAACGUAACAAGGCCGAGUAUGUACCCAUGAACGCAUACGGCUGGGGGACCAUGAUGCGCGACUACGGCUUUCUGGAAGAUGUCGGGAGGAAAGUGGGCGAGUGGGGCAACGAAAUCGCUCGCGGGAGGUACCAGGCGGAACGGGGCACAACGAGGAGGGUCGAUAGUCUAGGAAAAAUGAACGGGCGGGGAAAGCGGAUGAGAGGCACCAAAAGAGACACCCUCAAGUCCUACCUAGAUUCAAUAGAUAUCGACAUCGACCUGCUCCCCAAUGGCAUGGAACGCAGAGCCUUAAGUCAAUCUACCUGGGACCCAAAAAUGGGACGCCCUCUGUUGACAAUCGAAUUCAAGUUCUAUCCUCCGUCCCCCGUCUCACCAUGUACAAUUGAGACUGUCCGAACGCAAUCUCAUACUGUCAUCACACACCGCAAUCCGAUAUCGAAGAUAUUGUUGGAAAUUCUACAGUCUCACAUACCCCAACAACCUCUCCAGUCCCGAAAGCACAGAGAGCAUUCUUUACCAGAUUGGGUGCCUCCUCUGGUGCAUCCUCACCCAGAAGACCCGGAAGGCUUCCUCCACCCAGAUUGCUAUGUCCGCGCCAAUCCGAAUUUCCAUUGUCAGCCAACCUCCCAAGCCGAGUUUUACCAUAAAUUAGACCCAACGCUGCCUCUCUCGGAGCUACUUCGGAAUACUCAUUUCGUGGAAUUCCCAACCAUUCAUAUCUUCGACCGAGACGCGUCAAGUUUUUGGGGCACAGUAGUAGAUAAGACCGGACGGAUUACUCGGCAUCGGCAGGAUGACGCAUAUGGAAGAGCCCUGAAACGCAGGAAAACCAAUGCCCAGGCCAUUGUUGGGCUACUUGGAGAUUAUGGGAGCAGCUCCGAAUCCGAAAAAGACCAGCCUCGGAAAAACGAUGGUCUCCUCAUGCUUGGAAGUUACUCAGAAAACGAGGUUAUGGAAACAAGUUCUGGGAUACAUUUACCUCACGACGUUGAUGAUGAAGCCGGUCCCGAAGAAUCGAGUAGCUCCGACGUUGAAGAAACACCGAUAGAACCCGAGAUGCUGCUUGUGCUUAUGAAGCGAGCACGUCAGGCUGCUGACGAAGAUGUUGACUGGGAUGACGAACCACAAGACGACGGGGAGUCUCCCUGA